AUGUUCUCCACCACUAGUCCGAUGUCCCCGAGGGCGUCUAUGUCGUCUCAGUCCCCCACAAGCACCGCGAACGACGCGCAGGACACCGCGCGCGUCGUCCUCGACCUCCCAGACCUCACGGAACCGAUCACCAUCACCUGCCUCACCUCUUGGCUGCUCAAAUGCGAAAUUCGCUUCCGGAGAUACAAUGCGUGGAACAAGGAGGAGCUCACCGACCUGCAGAAGAUUACAGAGGCGACGGACAAGCUCGAGAUCGACUCUUCACCGCGGCUGGCCGCGUUCCUCACUAGGCAGGGCGAGCGUUUGCUGCAGAGCACCUGGGCGGAGUUCAAGGGUGCCAUCAUGGCGGCGAUGCACCCGAAUGUCAAGAUGGACUCGUUGAAGGAGUUCCAUGACAUAUACCAGGGUGAAGAUUCGUUCGAGGAGUACGCGACGCGUCUGUCCCUCGCGCAGGAAGCGGUCAAUAGCAGCGCGAUGAAGAUGGUCGACUACCAUGUUAAUGACUUCCUCUUCAAGUCCAUCCUACUCUUCCACGCCCAUCCGCUAUUGCGACUACGCGUACUUGCGCUCCCUAUGUUCGACCUCGCCGCCAUCACCGUCCCCGACCUCACCGUCGCGCUGUCCAAGUCAUGGGAUUCCCUCGUCGCGGAGGGUCUGGUCGCCCCAUCACCUUCCGCCUCGUUCAACGCCGACGGAACAAUAGCUACCAGGGCACCCUCUAAGCCAGCAUCGCGAGUACUAUGGAGCAAUUCAGAAUGGAUAGACUUCUUGCUGUCUUCAGAAGGGAUGAACACGCUUUGGGCGGACGAUACACCACCGAACUUGCGACCACAACAUAAUGUCAUGACCUACCUGCUCGACCCGCUCACCGACAACGACGACGACUUCGCCUACUCGUACAAACGAUGGCUGGCCGCGUUCGUCGCGUGGCGUGCAUUACUCGGCGGCUUACCAUCUAUUGCGAGUCAUCCUUUCUACAAGUACUCCGCAUUGACUGAGCGCGUCAAGCUGCUCUAUCCGAAGGGCAACUGGGAUUUUAACCGCGUGCGGCUUGAUUUCUUCAUCAUCCUGGUGAUGACAGAUUUCGCUACGUUCCAGAAAUUCGUGGAAGAGGUCGUCGAUAGUGAGGGCAAGAACGUCGAGAAGGGCUUGACGUAUGAGGAUUGGUUCGAGAUGUUCGAGGACUUCCGCAGUGUCGACGACGCCAUGAACGACGCUUGGGAUGUCAUUGAGCGGAGUCCUAUCUUUGAGGACGAGGAGGACGACCAAGGGCAGGGUCCGGACAACGGGAGCAACUGA
Schizophyllum commune H4-8 is the source of this 1299-nucleotide messenger RNA. RefSeq lists its product as uncharacterized. The transcript is spliced from 4 exons. Bases 1 to 1299 code for a protein of 432 amino acids. Lineage: Eukaryota; Fungi; Basidiomycota; Agaricomycetes; Agaricales; Schizophyllaceae. The record is from RefSeq and is a predicted model, not a curated record.